Molecule: messenger RNA, 535 nt
Organism: Phodopus roborovskii (desert hamster)
Lineage: Eukaryota; Metazoa; Chordata; Mammalia; Rodentia; Cricetidae
Gene: Coxfa4
Product: NDUFA4 mitochondrial complex associated
Exons: 4
Coding region: 132-380 (82 amino acids)
Source: RefSeq, a predicted model, not a curated record
CAGCCAGGGGUCCUUCAGGUAGGAGGUCCUGGGUGACUUUGGACGUCCGCUCUGCCAGGUUGCAGAAGCUGCUUGGUGUGUGUCCUGCGCUAGUUCUCCUGUCUCCGUCGAGGUAGGCCUCUGCCGCAAACAUGCUUCGUCAGAUCAUCGGGCAAGCCAAGAAGCAUCCCAGCUUGAUUCCUCUCUUCGUAUUUAUUGGAGCGGGAGGAACUGGAGCAGCGCUGUAUGUGAUGCGCCUAGCAUUGUUCAAUCCAGACGUCAGCUGGGACAAGAAAAAUAAUCCAGAGCCUUGGAACAAACUGGGUCCCAAUGAACAAUAUAAGUUCUACUCAGUGAAUGUGGACUACAGCAAACUGAAGAAAGAAGGCCCUGACUUCUAAACCAUGGAUUUCGUCAUAAAGCUGCUUGUAAUGAAGGUCUUUCAGAAGCCAUCCGCACAAUUUUCCACUUAAUCAGGAAGUACUCCUCUGAAUGCAUGAAAUCAUGUCAGUUUUUUGGAGUAUGUUACACUGAUGAAUAAAUCUCUGAAACUUGG